AUGCCCCCUCCCAUUCCAGUCCUUCUACUCUUGCUUUGCCACGCUUCCAGUCCUCCUACUCUUGCUUUGCCCCCUCCCCUUCCAGUCCUUCUACCCUUGAUUUGCCCACCUCCCCUUCCAGUCCUUCUACUCUUGCUUUGCCCUCCACCCCUUUCAGUCGUUCUACUCUUGCUUUGUCCCCCUUCCAAUCCUUCUACUCUUGUUUUUCCCGCCUCCCCUUCCAGUCUUUCUACUCUUGCUUUGCCCCCACCGCUUCCAGUCCUUCUACUCUUGAUUUGUCCCCCUUCCAGUCCUUCUACUCUUGCUUUUCCCCCCUCCUCUUUCAGUCUUUCUAUUUUUCUUGCCCCCCCCCCUUCCAGUCCUUCUACUCUUGCUUUGCCUUCCACCCUUUCAGUACUUCUGCUUUUGCUUUGUCUUCCCCCUUUCCAGUCCUUCUACUCUUCCUUUGUCCCCCACCUCUUCCAGUCCUUCUACUCUUGCUUUGUCCCCUUCCAAUCCUUCUACUCUUGCUUUCCCCCUCCCUUCCAGUCUUUUACUCUUGCUUUGCCCCCCCACCGCUUCCAGUCCCUCUACUCUUGCUUUGCCCCAUUUCCAGUCAUUCUACUCUCGCUUUGCCCUCUACGCUUACAGGCCUUCUACACCUGCUUUGCCCCCUCCCCAUCAAGUCCUUCUACUCUUUCUUUGCUCACCUCCCCUUCAAGUCCUUCUACACUUGCUUUGCUCUCCUCCCCUUCCAGUCUUUCUACUCUUGCUAUGCCCCCCUUCCAGUCUUUCUACUCUUUAUUUGCCCCCCCUUCAGUCGUUCUACACUUGCUUACCCCCUCCCCUUUCAGUCCGUCUACUCUUGCUACGCUUUGCUUCUCCCCUUCCAGUCCUUCUGCUUUUGCUUUGUCCCCUCUCCUUCCAGGCCUUCUACUCUUGCUUUGCUCUCCCCCUUCCACUCCUUCUACUCUUGCUUUGCCCCCCUUCCAGUUCUUCUAUUCUUGCUUUGCACCUACCCAUCCUGUCCUUCUACUCUUCCUUUGCCCCCCUUCCAUCGCAAAUCCCGUUGAGAAUGUAUAA
This is a messenger RNA of Acanthosepion pharaonis, 1062 nucleotides long. The record is from the annotation of a GenBank genome assembly. NCBI's taxonomy places the organism in Eukaryota, Metazoa, Mollusca, Cephalopoda, Sepiida, Sepiidae.